Molecule: messenger RNA, 5814 nt
Organism: Acanthochromis polyacanthus (spiny chromis)
Lineage: Eukaryota; Metazoa; Chordata; Actinopteri; Pomacentridae
Gene: nt5c2b
Product: 5'-nucleotidase, cytosolic IIb
Exons: 18
Coding region: 232-1953 (573 amino acids)
Molecular function (GO): 5'-nucleotidase activity
Source: RefSeq, a predicted model, not a curated record
AGCUGGCUGCGGGAAGAGAGACAUCAGGGAGCAGGCACGGCUCGGACACUCAUCCACCGCCUGGGCUUUUUUUUUUUCCACGGCGCUCAUCACCGCUUUUCCUCCGACACAAAAAAAUCCACUUUUUUUUUUUUUUUUUUUACUGCGACUUCCACACAGCGGCAGGCGCAUGCUCAGACCGACCGUCGGUUGAUUUAUCCAGGAACUCGGAGACACUGAAAGGUUUUAAAGAUGACAACUUCAUGGAGUGACAGACUGCAGAACUAUGCAGACCUGCCUGCCAACAUGGAUGGUUUGGCAAUGAAAAAAUACAGGAGGGAGCCCUACCACAGAGUCUUUGUCAACAGAAGCUUGGCAAUGGAGAAGAUUAAGUGCUUUGGCUUUGAUAUGGAUUACACUUUAGCAGUGUACAAAUCACCUGAGUACGAGUCGUUAGGCUUUGAGCUGACGGUGGAGCGGCUGGUUUCCAUCGGUUACCCCCAGGAGCUGCUCAGCUUCGUCUACGACCCGUCAUUUCCCACCAGGGGCCUUGUGUUUGAUACGAUGUAUGGAAACCUGUUGAAAGUUGAUGCUUAUGGUAAUAUCCUGGUCUGUGUCCAUGGAUUCAACUUCCUUCGAGGCCCUGAGAUUCGUGAACGGUACCCGAACAAGUUCAUCCAGAGAGAUGAUACAGAGCGUUUUUAUAUCCUUAACACACUCUUCAACCUGCCAGAGACCUACCUCUUUGCCUGCCUCGUGGAUUUCUUCUCCAACUGUGACAGAUAUACAAGCUGUGAAACUGGCUUCAAAGACGGCGACCUCUUCAUGUCCUAUAAGAGCAUGUUCCAAGACGUCCGGGACGCCGUCGACUGGGUCCACUUCAAGGGUACUCUGAAGGAGAAGACUGUUGAGAACCUGGAGAAGUAUGUAGUGAAAGAUGGAAAGCUGCCUCUUCUCCUCAGCCGCAUGAAUGAAGUCGCCAAGGUUUUCUUGGCUACCAACAGCGACUACAAAUACACUGAUAAAAUCAUGACCUACCUGUUUGACUUCCCCCAUGGCCCCAAGCCUGGAACCUCCCACAGACCCUGGCAGUCCUACUUUGAUCUGAUCCUGGUGGAUGCCAGGAAGCCGCUGUUCUUUGGGGAGGGUACGGUGCUCAGACAAGUCGACACGACAACGGGACGUCUAAAGAUAGGAACCUACACAGGACCUCUGCAGCAUGGGAUAGUCUACUCUGGAGGUUCAUCAGACAUCGUGUGCGACUUGCUGGGGGCCAAGGGGAAGGACAUAGUCUACAUCGGGGACCAUAUCUUUGGAGACAUCCUCAAGUCCAAGAAGCGUCAAGGCUGGAGAACAUUCCUGGUUAUACCUGAGCUGGCCCAGGAGCUCCACGUGUGGACUGACAAGAGCUCGUUAUUUGAGGAACUGCAGGGCCUGGACAUUUUCUUGGCAGAACUCUACAAACAUCUGGACAGCAGCAGUAAUGAGAGGCCUGAUAUCAGCACUAUUCAGAGAAGAGUCAAGAAAGUGACACACGACAUGGACAUGUGCUACGGCAUGAUGGGUAGCCUUUUCCGCAGCGGCUCCAGACAGACUCUGUUUGCCUCCCAAGUGAUGCGUUACGCCGACCUGUAUGCAGCCUCCUUCAUCAACCUGCUGUACUACCCCUUCAGCUAUCUCUUCAGAGCUGCACACGUACUGAUGCCCCACGAGUCGACAGUCGAGCACACGCAUGUGGACAUCGACACAGAGUCACCGCUGGCAACACGCAACCGCACACAAUGCAGCGACUGCAAGGACCUGGAGUGCAAACGCAACCAGCUGACCCGCUCCUUCAGCGAGAUCAAACCUCCCAACUUAUUCCCUCAGACUCCUCAGGAGAUCACUCACUGCCACGAUGAAGAUGAUGAUGAGGAGGAGGAGGAAGAGGAGGAGGAAGAGGAAGAGGAGGAGGAGGAGGAGGAAGAGGAGUAAUAAAAAGGACCUGGAGAGGAGAGCCAUGUUCUUGUUCCUGCCUUCUUAUGUUUCCCAGUACAGUCAGGUUGUGAUUUCUCUCAAAGUAAGGCAGGGUGGAAAAACAUCUCCAGUAUGUGUGUACAUAUAUGUUUAUAUACUGUAUAUAUCAAUACUGUAUGCACACAAACACACACACACUGGAGAUCUCUGAGGAAAGUAUAAAGGACCAGUAGCAGAAGAGAUCCUAUGACUGUAUGCAUGCUCGGUCCUCAAAACAAAACUUUUACAAGUUUCCUUUUAACAAAAAAAAACAAACAAAUGUUAAAAAAAAAAAGUUUUAAAAUUGAUUUAAUUUGCUUUUGAUUUCUCCCACCAGACAGAGAGCACACGCUCAUUCAAACAUCACACUAUUUUUCAUAAUCUUUCAUAAGCGGCCGUAAAACCCGCUGGUGGAUUAAAUGGGUGUGAUCACGUUUACACUUUAAUCCAUUAUAUUUGGCCAUUUUGCUGCAGUUCUGACAAAGUAUGCACAUUAGAAUCAAAAACACUUUGCAGGCAAAAAGAUGCAUCAAACCAGGCAUUUAUUUUUAUGCAACAUGGGAACAGCAUUCAGUUUUUCAUCGGUUUCGUGUCAUAGAGCUAGAGCUUGUCUGUAAAGGCGUGUGUUUCUGUGUGUGUGUAGCUGCCAAAGUAGACUCAGUCAGACUGUAGCAUCCUGAGUGACAGUGAGGAUCUGACACACAGGAGCACUGAAGCACAAGCUGGCGUUAAACCCAUCCAUAACCGGGUGCUUUUUCUUUCUGUUUGAAGUUUGGUUGGGAGCACAUGUUGAUACAUGACUGCGGCUGUUGAGCUGAUAUUUUGUUACCAAGCAACAACGAGGACAGAGUACUGUAUUAUCUGUAUUUUAUCUUUGGUCUCCAUGACAACCCUGACCUACAGUAGUGUUUCUGUAAAUAGCUGUAAGGUGAAUGUUUAUUUUUUUGCCAUGUGAUGAGCUCACGGUUUAUCGCCACGGGCAGGCUAACAUGCAGUAUUUUUUCAGCUUUGUAAUUUUGGAAGAUGUUAUUCGGGAAAUACGUUUGACUAUUACAGAGGAUAAGGGGCUGUGUAGUUCAAGACAGUUUUGUCCAGCAACUCUGCGGAGCGUGAAGUGGUUUUCAUAGUGUGUGUAACGAGAGCAUGAAAGUGGUAUGUAAAGAAAUGAGGCUUUUCAGUAUAAAACUCAGCACAGAAGGUCUGUUUUUUUGCUUUUAGGGGCUUUUUUUUAUUACACUAAAGAGAAAAUGCGCUGAUGGAGUGUGUAGUGAAUUCUUCUGUUGGGCUUUUUUUUUUUUUUUAAACACUGUGAAGCCACAGUUUCAUUGCAGUUUGGGCUCUAGCUGUGUUACUAAUUCAAAACUGGAUGAAGAGCUCCAAGUCUUAAGUGGCAACAGACAAGUUUCUUGCUUUGAGUUCGAUGUUGACGACACAAUGUCUGACUGUGUACUGGUUCCCCCACUGUGUGAUUCUGUCUGUCACCGGAUAUGAAUUCUCCCAGGAAAAUGAAGGCUCGAUGCCAGAUUGUAUCAGCUGGAGGGAUGCUGUGCUGUGAUUGGUGGUUGAGGUUGGGAUAGGUCAGGGGAUUGGUCAUUAGGGUUAGGACAGGUUGGGUCGGGUCCAGGCUGAUCCAGGCUGCCUUCCAGAUCACAUACUUUUUCUUAUUCCUCCCACUACACACUGCAGCGUUCCUCACAAAACACACACUGUUGCAUGCAGUGUGUAUAAUUGGGAAAUACUGCUUCUUUAUAAUAUUGCAUCUUACACUUUUACCGUGCUGCUCCUUUGUCAGCUCUCGGUAACUCAAGCUUGUUUUGUACUUCGUCUGAAUACUCCAAAAAUCGUACAGAUGUGGUCAGACAUCCUGGUAUUUUUGGAGAACUGCGUUUGGUGUAUUAUGUAUUGGGACAUUAUGUGGUGUACUAUAUAGUAUGGUAGAUUAGAUAUUGAAAGGCAACUCCAACCUAGCACUCUACCUGCCAGAACAAGAGCGUCCACGGUCAGGAAAAGCAAAACUAGUGAAGCGGCAGGGUGAUAGAAACCAAUAGGGAGCACUCCGAGACGAACGGUUCAGAACUCGGUAUUCAGAUUCAAAAUCAUUGAAAUGAGAACGAUUAAAAGUUCAAAAUCAGUAAGAAACAAGUCUGCAUACUACACACUCAUCACUGUUUGAAAUUGGAAUUCUUACAGUUGUUUCUUGCUUUAGGCUGUAAUCGGGCUGUUGGUAGUAGCCAUGCUGCUAACGCCAGAAAAACAAUCAACCAUGAGUGCGGUUGAUUGUUUUUUGUCCUGUUUUUAAUGUUUUUGGCAGUUGAAAAGCUUUUCUGUUGCCACUUUUAGCUCUUGACGUUGCAUUUGUGUAGAUCUUUACAAGAAAAGACAAGCUUGUUGAACUUAAAGAUUGGAAACUUUAAUGAAAAUACUUUGUUUUUCUUCCAACUUAAUACCUAAGAUCUUUUAAGUUCUUAACUCGUUUCCACUCACAUGCUCAUGCAAACUGUCAAUUUGUGCAAAAAAUACAAUCUGGAAUUAAAAAAAAAAAAAAAGUCAAAAUAUUUCUAAAAAGCUUUUAUUCACAAGCAUAAGAUUUUAAUUUUUCAGUUGCUAAAACGUGAUUUGUGCAAGAUGUAUGUGGCACCACUUUUCCAGGUGAACCCCUCCCACCUCAAACCAGUAAAAAAGAGUCCACAGAAAAACAAACUCACCUGAACAGUGUGUUCAUGUCAGACUCCAUCGCUCACUGUGAGAAGUUGAUGGAGAAAAUGAGUGUUCAGGGCCUUUAAACGCUGUUAUCAUCAUCAUCAUCAGUGUUCAGAACAAAGACAGCUGCCUGAAUUCUUCUUAAGCAUCGACUGUCUUGUACGUUACCCCUCUUUGUGUGUUCAGUCUCGACAUGCAAGUCUUGUAAGUGUUGGAUUGGCCUGUUGAUUUGGGCCUCAAAAGGGAAGGAACAUGCCGUCUACUUUUUGCAUAAUUUUGAGUUUGGUUUGAUGUGGAGUGGAAAGAGGUAAAUCAGUAUAACAGCAAGUUUCUGUGAUGAUUCAUUGACCGAUAACAUAUCACAGCCGUUUUUCUUUUUUCUACUUUUUACAAAUAGUUGUAUCCUCUAUUCUGACUUUCUCGAACGUAGAAUAACUGGAUAUGCUACACGAGGCAGCUGCAUUGCUACUGGGGAAUUGUUGACUGUCUGCAUAAUUUGCCUAUGCAUGUGAAAAUAAUUAUCCAUUCUACUGCGGUGGUUAUGGUAGCGUCAGUUUUACUUCUAUGUGGACUGCAUCAUUUUAAGGAGAAGCUUUUUUUGGCAUUUGUCAGUGUAGUUUACACACAGAGAAAAAAACCCUGCAAACCUGUAAAAAAAAAAUCUUAAAAUGAAGGGCAAUGUUAGCAUGUUACGUACCAUAACUAAUAUGUUACUUGUGAUCAACACCACGGGGUUAUUAUUUUUCUAAGCUAGUGUUUUUAAAUGGUCUUGGUUUACAGAACUGUAAAUAGACCUUUCCAUUUCCUUUUGUUAUCCUUUUUUUUCCCCCAAAAUAACAUUUUUUUGCUAUUUUUUAUACAGCAACAGAGUCUGUCACUCUGAGUUUGAACUAACUAAAGCCUGGUGAACAGGUUACAGUGCUUUAGAUGACUUUUAUCCUUUCUCAUGAUGCAGAGAAUGCAUCCACAUUAACGGGCCCCAAAACAGCCACCUUUUAUUUUCUAAAGUAUAGUAAUCUCUUGUUUUUAUUCAUAUCAAUUCAUGUUCUUCUGAACAGUUGUUUGUUUCCAGAAAUCAUCCUUCAGACUGUACAUUGAAGUAAAUUACAUAAGAAUGUAGAAUAAAGAUAGUUUGUAAUA